AUGGACAAAACCUUGGCUCAAAGCGAAUGCACUAAACUGGACCCUAAAGCCUCGUUGAUGGUCAUCACCUCGAGUGAUGAGCAAGAGUUUGUCAACAAAAUGUUGACUAACUAUAGCCAGUAUACGGACAAAGUAUGGACCGGAAUGAAUAAUGUUAAAACGGCAGAUGUCUAUAACAACUGGGUCGAUGGCAUUCCAUAUGAAUACACAACACAGAUUACCAUGACCAGGAAUUAUAAUAAUAAUUACCAGGAUACAAUAAAGAUGCCGUUUUGCGUGCAAAUGUCAGUAAAUGCUCACUUUAUGGGCAAAUGGUAUUCCGAGCCCUGCGGUCGACGGGCCUAUGCUGUCUGCCAGCGGCGCCAGGAAUGGACUCUAACAAUAUUGAGCACAGCUCUGGAAAAUGUGACCAUGCUGGUUAAUAACCAACAAGCCAGAAUUAAUGAGCUAGAGCGAAAUGUUUCUCAAACCCAACUCAACAAAGCUAUUGAUAAGCCUAAUGACGUACAAAAUGACGCGUCUUAUAGCGGUAACUUAAGGUCGAUACCAAUAGGGUUUGUAUACAUUCAGCUGCCCAACCAGUCCGAACCCAUACACCUAUGGCCGCAAUCAAAGUGGACUGAUAUAACCAAUGAGUACAACGAUGUCAUUAAGAACAAUAAACAUGAUAAGAAAAUUAUUGAAAUAAAUAAGUUAAUUGAAAAGUGGGCCGAUCUAAAUGAAAAUUCAACCACUGGACCCGAUCUUUGGAAACAAAUGGAUUGGGUUGAAUUGACCAAGGACGUUCCUACACCACAAACCAACCAUACGGUUAAGCAACAGUCCAUAAAGAAAGGCAACAUUAUAUGGAAACGUAUUGAUUGA
Messenger RNA from Medioppia subpectinata, 864 nucleotides. The record is from the annotation of a GenBank genome assembly. Lineage: Eukaryota; Metazoa; Arthropoda; Arachnida; Sarcoptiformes; Oppiidae.